This is a messenger RNA of Chroicocephalus ridibundus (black-headed gull), 933 nucleotides long. It is a transcript of the gene MRPS23, whose product is annotated as mitochondrial ribosomal protein S23. Gene Ontology annotation, cellular component: mitochondrion; ribosome. Gene Ontology annotation, molecular function: structural constituent of ribosome. The coding region runs from base 102 to 674 and encodes 190 amino acids. The transcript has 5 exons. Gene Ontology annotation, biological process: translation. The record is from RefSeq and is a predicted model, not a curated record. NCBI's taxonomy places the organism in Eukaryota, Metazoa, Chordata, Aves, Charadriiformes, Laridae.
CGCCCUGGCGGCGGCCCCGAGGGCGUUUCCGCUUCCGGGUGGGAGAGCAGACCGUUGCUAGGGGGAGCGGCGUUGCUAGGGGAGGCCUGGCCGCCGCCGCCAUGGCGGGGAACCGCAUGCAGAAGAUCGGGAGUGUGUUCAGCCGGACCCGCAACCUGCUCCGCGUCGGGGUGAUCGAGAAGCCGCUGUGGUUCGACGUCUACGCUGCCUUCCCCCCGUUGAGGGAGCCUGUCUACCGGGUGCCGCGGCCGCGCUACGGCAAGGUGAAGGAUGUUGUCCCCCCCAUCUUCUACCAGGAGGACGAAGUGCGAGCGAGAUUUUACAGAAUUUAUGGCAACGGUCCAAGACCUUUCGACCUGUUGCAAUCAAACUACAAAUCUACUUGCCAGAGGUUUGUUGAGAAAUUCAAUGAACUGAAAGAAGAAGGAAAAAUUGAGGAGGAAAAAUUGUUUGAAGAAACAGGAAAAGCCCUUUUAGCAAGUGGAAUAAUUUUACAAAGAAGAGGAACAGAUAAAGUAGCACAACAGGAUCAUCAAGGUGCUGAAACCAGAGAUUCUGUGUUACACCAGCAGCUUCAAACUGUGUUGGAAGAGAUACAGGAAAAGAAGAAAGAUCGGGAGGAGCAGACGCUGGAAUCAGCAGAAACACAGAAGGAAAAUCCUGUACCCUCCUAACAGGCGUGGUAGUGUCCUGUGACGGGAUGUCCUGUUGUCAGCUGGUGGUUAUGAGAUGUUUUCCUGUGGGGGAACAUGCCUCAGUUAUCCAGCUCUAGUGCCUUCCCUCGUCAUGUGUGGGGCGCACGUUCUUCCAUCUCCCCAUUCAUAAAAUUGGAGAUAAUCCCCUUUUUUGAGGUUCGGAAAUGUUAUCACAAAUUGUGAGUUGGAAAAUAUGAGUAUAAAAGUGAAAAAUUAAACAUUUUCUUUAAAAAUCGGA